UUCGGUAACUGCAGCGGUAAACACGGAAGCGCUGCUUCAAGGACCGCGUUCCUCAGACCUUUCUGCCCGCGGUGCAGCUCGGUUUAACGGCUCGGGGUGUCGCCCAGACGGUGAACGGCAUGGCGGGCUCUCAGCAUUGGACUGCGGCCCUGACGACGGUUCUGGCCGCAUUGAUAUUUCAGGCAAACGGCGGCUCCUUCAGCCUGAGGAGAGUCAGACACGCAAAGGUUUUGGGUUUUGACUGGAAGAACUGCGGAAGUCCUGAAGCUCCGGCAGUACUAAAGACCCUUACCCUAUCUCCAGACCCCAUCAAGAUCCCAGGGUCACUGACAGCUGCGGCAUCUGGAUCCACUUUGGUUGAACUCAUCGCCCCUCUCUCUCUGAAUGUGACUUUGGAGAAGGAGGUUGCAGGUUUCUGGGUGAAGGUCCCCUGCCUGGAGGAGCUGGGCAGUUGUCACUAUAAGGACGCCUGCGACCUCCUGAACCAGCUGAUUCCACCGGGACAGGACUGUCCUGAACCGCUGCACACCUACGGCCUACCCUGCCGCUGUCCCUUCAAAGCUGGCUCGUACUCGCUGCCUCAGUCCGAGUUCUACCUGCCCUACAUGGACCUGCCUUACUGGCUCACCAACGGGAACUACAGGGUCCAGGGCAACCUGGGUGGUGGGGGAAAAGAGCUGGGCUGCCUAAAACUGUCCCUGUCCAUUCACUCCGACUGAGGACGCAUCGCAGAACAACUUCAGUUUUAUAGUGUUUUCAACGUUUGAUCUUUGUUUGAUUUACAUUUCAGCACCUCAGUUUCUCCACACCAGGAGAAUCAGACACUGAAAGGUAGAUCAGGUACUAAUAAUGCUUUUCAUUUUAACAUGUUCAUGAGUUUUAACACUGGAAUCUCUUUGUACAUGCUGACUGUUUUAUUUUCUUAUUUCUAC
Messenger RNA from Cyprinodon variegatus (sheepshead minnow), 932 nucleotides. RefSeq names its product GM2 ganglioside activator (gene gm2a). Gene Ontology annotation, cellular component: cytoplasmic side of plasma membrane. Lineage: Eukaryota; Metazoa; Chordata; Actinopteri; Cyprinodontiformes; Cyprinodontidae. The coding region runs from base 120 to 719 and encodes 199 amino acids. Gene Ontology annotation, biological process: ganglioside catabolic process; lipid transport. Gene Ontology annotation, molecular function: lipid carrier activity; enzyme activator activity. The transcript is spliced from 4 exons. The record is from RefSeq and is a predicted model, not a curated record.